Messenger RNA from Triticum aestivum (bread wheat), 3501 nucleotides. Its product is annotated as protein argonaute 12. Lineage: Eukaryota; Viridiplantae; Streptophyta; Magnoliopsida; Poales; Poaceae. The transcript is spliced from 21 exons. Bases 51 to 3197 code for a protein of 1048 amino acids. The record is from RefSeq and is a predicted model, not a curated record. Gene Ontology annotation, molecular function: protein binding; RNA binding.
UCUUGGUUGGUUUCGUGCUGCCACUUCACUCUGUCGGGGUCGCGCCCACGAUGUCCACGAGCGCUAGAGGUGGAGGCGGCCGGCGCGGCGGCCGCGGUGGCGACCAGCAGGGUGCGGUAGGACGCGGUCGAGGCCGGGGAAGAGGCGGGGAGCAGCAGGAUGCCCACCGUGGCCGCGGAGGCGGUCGUGGCCAGGGCGGCGGCGCCGACGCCGGGGUCCAGCGCGGUGGCCAUCGCGACGCCGGGCGAGGCCACUUGGGCGCUCAUCGAGGCGGGCUAGGCCGAGGCGGCUUGGAGGUGGGGGCGGUGGAGCGUCCCGUGGGCGCGGGGCGCGGCCGGCCGCCGGCGACGGCGACGGUUCCGGGUCAGGCAGAGGUGGAGGCGCUGAGCGGAGAGAUGGAGAGGAGGUUGGCGGUGUCGGAGGCGGUCCAGGGGUCUUCGUCCUCGGCGCCGGCGGCGGCCGCCACGGGAGCCCAGGAGUCGCAGGCGGCCGUGGUCGUGCCGCCUCGGAAUCUGCCUCCGGCGUCGAGCAAGUCGACGGGGUUCCAUGCGCGGCCUGGGUACGGGACGGCCGGCAAGAGGUGCCGGGUGCGCGCCAACCAUCUCCUCGUGCAGGUCGCCGACAAGGAGAUCUACCACUACGAUGUAUCAAUCAGUCCUGAAUCGAUGGCUCGUGAGAGGAACAGAUCUAUAAUUAAUGAACUUGUUAGAUUGCAUAAACAACAUUUGGAUGGGAGAUUGCCUGUUUAUGAUGGAAGAAAGGGAAUGUUUACUGCAGCUCCACUGCCAUUUAAAACCAAAGAGUUUAUUGUCAAAGUAUCAAAUACCGAGAGAGGAUACCAGGGGUAUGAUGUUUUCCAUUUUUCUGAUGUAGUUGUAAUUUAUGUAUCACUUGUGUUGAUCCUUCUCUUUUUCAGGGAAAAGGAGUAUAAGGUCACCAUAAAGGAAGUUGCAAAACUAAAUCUAUACAAUCUUCAGCAAUUCUUGGCUGGUACGCAGAGAGAACUGCCGCAGGACACUAUCCAGGCUCUUGAUAUCGCUCUGAGGGAAACCCCCACUGCAAAGUAUACACCCAUCUCAAGAUCAUUUUUCUCAAAAUCAUUUGGACAUGGUGGUGACAUUGGCAGCGGGGUGGAAUGCUGGCGAGGGUAUUAUCAGAGCCUGCGCCCCACACAGAUGGGAUUGUCACUGAAUAUUGAUAUUUCUGCAACAGCAUUUUACAAAGCUCAACCAGUUAUGGAUUUUGCAUUGGAAUAUCUUAACAUCCGGGGUGAUGCUCCAAGGCGUUUGUUUGACCAGGAUCGCCUGAAACUAAAGAAAGCCCUCAAGGGAGUCCGAGUUGUGGCAACGCAUCGACCUGAUAUAUCCAUUCGUUACAAAAUUACUGGGAUAACCUCAGCUCCGCUAAAUGAAUUGACAUUUGACCUAGACGGGACAAGGGUAUCAGUUGUCCAUUACUUUAAACGCCAAUAUGAUUACUCUUUGAAAUAUAUACAGUGGCCAUGCCUUCAAGCUGGCAGUGAUAGCAGGCCAACAUAUUUGCCUAUGGAGGUUUGCAACAUACUUGGAGGACAACGCUAUUCGAGAAAGCUAAAUGAGCGUCAAGUCACAAACAUAUUGAGGUUGGCAUGUGAGCGGCCAGAUAAAAGGGAGGGUAGUAUCGUGGAGGUUAUUAACAGAAACAACUAUGGCAUUGAUGAUAAUGCAAAAGAAUUUGGAAUUAAGGUGAUGAACCAACUAGCAUUGGUCGAUGCUCGUGUGCUGCCUCCUCCAAGGCUUAAAUACCAUCAGUCUGGACGAGAACAAAUAUGUAAUCCGUCGGUAGGACAGUGGAACAUGAAUAACAAGAGAAUGAUAAAUGGAGGGUCCAUCAGGCACUGGGCCUGUGUUUCAUUUGGCUCUCGGUUGCAAUGGAAUGAUGUUAGCGUGUUCUGCAACUAUUUGGUUGGCACGUGCAAUAACAUGGGCAUGCAAGUAAGUGAGACACCGUGUGUGGACAUUGUUCAGGCACGCCAGGGUAACUUAGAAGCUGUAAAAAAUAUAUAUAGACAAUCUGCCCAAGUGCUUGCUCAGCAAGGUUUGGAAGGACAAAACCUUGAGUUACUAUUUGUAGUAUUACCUGAUGGACCUAAUGCAAGUGAUUGUUAUGGAAGAGUAAAGCGGCUUUGUGAAAUUGAGCUUGGUUUAAUAACUCAGUGCUGUUUACCUAAGCAUGUUCAGAGAGCUGGCACACAGUAUCUACAAAAUAUGGCCCUUAAGAUCAAUGUUAAGGUUGGUGGUCGGAACACCGUGCUGGAAAAUGCAUUGCUUCGGAGGAUACCUCUGUUGACAGAUAAGCCUACAAUUAUAUUUGGAGCAGAUGUGACCCACCCAUCUCCUGGGGAGGAUGUGUCUCCAUCUAUUGCAGCGGUUGUUGCGUCGAUGGAUUGGCCUGAAGUGUCUAAGUACACAUGCUUGGUGUCUUCACAAGGUCAUAGGGAAGAAAUCAUAGCUGACCUUUUCACAGAAGUGAAAGAUCCACAGAAGGGGGUUAUAUAUGGUGGAAUGAUAAGAGAGUUGCUUUUGUCCUUCUAUAAAGCAAACAAGUCUUGCAAACCUGGAAGGAUAAUAUUUUAUCGAGAUGGUGUUAGUGAAGGCCAAUUUAGCCAGGUCUUGCUUUAUGAAAUGGAUGCAAUAUACAGGGCUUGCUCUAGCUUAGAGAACGGUUACCUUCCUCAAGUUACAUUUGUUGUGGUGCAAAAGCGGCAUCACACACGGCUUUUCCCGGAAGAUCAUCGUUCAGGGGCCAUGGCAGAUCGAAGCGGAAACAUCCUACCUGGUACCGUUGUUGAUACAAAGAUAUGCCAUCCCAGUGAGUUUGAUUUUUACCUCUGUAGUCAUGCCGGCAUUCAGGGAACGAGCCGUCCAACUCAUUACCAUGUCCUCUUCGAUGACAGUAAUUUCACCGCCGAUGCGUUACAAACACUGACUUACAAUCUGUGCUACACUUACGCACGGUGCACGCGGUCCGUCUCGAUUGUUCCUCCGGCAUACUAUGCGCACUUGGCGGCUUUCCGGGCGCGGCACUACCUGGAUGACAAUCACUCUGAUCAGGGAUCAUCUUCUGUAGGCGGCACCCGAAUGCAUGAUCAAGCUGUCCUGGUAAAGCCACUGCCCAAAGUUAAGGAGAGUGUCAGGCAGUUCAUGUUCUACUGCUGAAGACCGAUCUCGCAUUGUCUGGACAAUAGUGGACGGUUUUGCACCUGUGGAACUUGCAAAUGUUAUAACCCAAAACUCGUACUAUGAUGUCUUGUUUGGAAAUUUCUGUGAUGUGAUACAAUGUUAAAUUAAAUACUUUUUUUAACAAUUAUGGUCCCAACCUGAAUGCAUUACUCAAAUUGCCAAUCUAGUUUCUUUUUUCUUCUUUUCGAAAGGGAGGCUAAAACCUCCGGCGAUGUACAUUCUUGUUGACUUUUCUGUAGAGUACAAAACAAGAGAACUAUGGGUGAACCAUUACAAGGUA